AUGUCGGCAGCAAACGCCCCCAUCACGAUGAAGGAGGUCUUGACGCUUACUAGCGUUGGGAUCAAUCAGCAAUUCAUCACGUUUAGAAAUGUUACUAUGGAGUCUGACAAGUUUAUAUGCGUGCGAGAGACGUCACCACAAAGCAGUGUUGUGAUUAUUGAUAUGAAUAUGCCCAUGCAGCCUCUUGUUGAUAUGAUUAUUGAUAUCACUACAGAUUCUGCUCUUAUGAACCCUAACUCUAUGAUCCUUGCCUUGAAAGCUCAAGUUCAAGGAACUACUCAGGAUUCUCUACAGAUAUUAAACAUUGAGGCACAAUCAAAGCUGAAAUCACACCAGAUGCCUGAGCAGGUUGUGUUUUGGAAGUGGAUUACACCCAAGAUGUUGGGGCUGGUCACACAAAACUCAGUGUAUCAUUGGUCUAUUGAAGGUUGUGAUUCUGAGCCAGUUAAGAUGUUUGAUAGAGCAACCAAGUUGGCAAACAAUCAAAUUAUUAACUACAAGUGCUCUCUUAAUGAGAAAUGGUUGGUGUUAAUUGGAAUCGAACCUGGCUCCCCUGAGAGACCACAAUUGGUCCCUGGAAAUGAGAAUCCUUCUACCCUUAUAUCCUUUGCAACCAAGAGCUUUAAAGCUGGGAAUAUAACAUCAAAGUUGCACGUCAUUGAGCUUGGUGCACAACCUGGAAAGGCAUCAUUUACAAAAAAGCAGGCAGAUCUCUCUUUUCUACCAGAGUUUGCUGAUGAUUUUCCUGUUUCCAUGCAGAUCUCUAACAAGUUUAGCUUGAUAUAUGUAAUCACCAAGUCUGGCUGGUUGUUUGUAUAUGAUCUAGAGACUGCUUCUCCUAUCUACAGAAACAGGAUAAGUCAAGACCCAAUUUUCUUGACUUCUGAAGCCUCUUCUGUUGGGGGUUUCUAUGCCAUUAAUAGACGUGGACAAGUUCUUUUGGCUACUGUAAACGAGGCUACUAUAAUACCUUUCAUUAGUGGUCCAUUGAAGAAUAUGGAACUUGCUGUCAAGCUUGCUAAAAGAGGAAACCUCCCUGGUGCAGAAGAUCUGGUUGAAAAGCAUUUCAAAGAGCUGUUUGAUCAAAGGAAGUACAAGGAGGCUGCUGAGCUUGCUGCUGAAUCUCCUCAGGGAAUUCUAAGAAUACCUGAUACAGUGGCCAAGUUUCAGAGUGUUCCUGUAAAAGCUGGGCAAACUCCACCAUUGUUACAGUAUUUUGGGACUCUUUUAACUAAUGGGAAGCUCAAUUCAUAUGAGUCAUUAGAACUAUCACGCCUUGUUGUGAAUCAAAACAAGAAGAACCUGGUGGAAAACUGGUUAACAGAGGAUAAGUUAGAAUGCAGUGAAGAACUUGGAGACCUUGUCAAGGCUAAGUACACACCUGAUUACAUGUUUCUUCUGCAAACCAUACUACGUACAGAUCCUCAGGGAGCCGGAAAAUUUGCAAAAGCGAUGUCUCAAAUGGAAGGAGGCUGUCCACUUGACAUCAACACCAUCACUGAGCUUUUUCUUCAGAGAAAUCUAAUCAGAGAAGCUACUGAUUUCCUUUUGGAUGUGCUGAAGCCAAAUUUACCUGAGCAUGCUUUUCUUCAAACUAAGGUUCUGGAGAUCAAUUUAGUAACCUUUCCUAACGUGGCUGAGAUGAUUUUAGCAACAAAUAUGUUCAGCCACUAUGACCGUCCUCUUGUUGCUCAGCUUUGUGAAAAGGCUGGAGUUUAUAUCCAAUCUUUAAAGGAUCCUGAGAUUAACUUCAAGUACAUUGAAGCAUCUGCAAAGACUGGUCAAUUAAAGGAGGUUGAGCGUGUGACUAGAGAGUCUAACUUCUAUGAUGCUGAAAAGACUAAGAACUUUUUAAUGGAAGCUAAGCUUCCUGAUGCACGACCUUUGAUAAAUGUCUGUGACCGUUUCGGCUUUGUUCCUGAUCUUACUCAUUACCUCUACAUAAACAACAUGCUACGUUAUAUUGAAGGUUAUGUUCAAAAGGUGAGCCCUGGGAAUGCUCCUUUAGUUGUGGGACAGUUGCUUGAUGAUGAAUGCCCUGAAGAUUUCAUAAAAGGUCUCAUCAUCUCUGUGCGUUCAUUGCUACCUGUUGAACCUCUUGUGGAGGAAUGCGAGAAGAGGAACCGUCUACGUCUCCUCACUCAGUUCUUGGAGCAUUUAGUUAGUGAAGGAAGCCAAGAUGUGCAUGUGCAUAACGCCUUGGGUAAAAUCAUCAUCGACAGUAACAACAACACUGAGCAUUUCCUGACCACCAACCCUUACUAUGACUCUCGAGUUGUUGGUAAGUACUGCGAGAAACGUGAUCCUACACUUGCUGUUGUGGCAUACAGAAGAGGAACAUGUGAUGAGGAACUCAUCAAUGUCACCAACAAAUACUCUUUGUUUAAAUUACAAGCGAAGUAUGUAGUGGAGAGGAUGGAUGAUGAUCUCUGGGAGAUGGUUCUUGAUGAAAAGAAUGAGUAUAGAAGACAACUUAUUGACCAAGUUGUGUCUACUGCUUUACCUGAAAGCAAGAGCCCAGAGCAAGUUUACUCUGCUGUUAAGGGAUUCAUGGAAGCUGAUUUGCCUCAUGAGCUUAUUGAGCUUCUUGAGAAGAUAGUGCUUCAGAACUCUGACUUCAGUGGGAAUUUCAAUCUGCAGAAUCUUCUGAUAUUGACAGCUGUUAAGGCAGAUACAUCUAGAGUUAUGGAUUAUGUUAACAGGCUGGACAACUUUGAUGGACCUGUUUUUGGAAAAAUGGCGGUAGAAGCUCAACUAUUUGAGGAAGCAUUUGCUAUUUUCAAGAAGUUUAACUUGCAUGUUGACGCUGUCAACGUGUUGCUGGAUAACAUCAAAAGCAUUGAGCGUGGUGCUGAGUUUGCUUUCAGGAUUGAAGAAGAUUCUGUGUGGAGCCAAGUUGCAAAGGCUCAACUCAGGGAAGGACUAGUCAGUGAUGCAAUUGAGUCAUUCAUCCGUGGUGACGACGCUACUCAUUUCUUGGAGGUCAUACGUGUUGCUGAAGAUGCUAACGUCUAUGAUGAUGACUUGGUCAGAUACCUUUUGAUGGUUAGAAACAAGGUGAAGGAAGUUAAGGUUGAUAGUGAGCUCAUCUAUGCAUAUGCAAAGAUUGAUAGGUUAAAUGAGGUUGAAGAGUUUAUUCUGAUGCCAAACGUUGCUAACUUACAAAGUGUUGGUGAUCGCCUCUAUGAUGAAGCUUUAUAUGAAGCUGCUAAAGUAAUCUAUGCGUUUGUAUCAAACUGGGGAAAGCUAGCUGUCACGCUUGUGAAGCUGCAACAGUUUCAAAGUGCUGUUGAUGCUGCAAGGAAAGCAAAUAGUGCAAAGACUUGGAAGGAAGUGUGUUUUGCUUGUGUUGAUGCAGAGGAGUUCAGGUUGGCCCAAAUCUGUGGCCUCAACAUUAUCAUUCAGGUGGAUGACCUGGAAGAAGUCAGUGAGUUCUACCAAAACAAAGGGUGCUUCAAUGAACUAAUCUCACUUAUGGAGAGUGGACUUGGGCUUGAACGUGUUCACAUGGGUAUCUUCACUGAGUUAGGUGUACUCUAUGCUAGAUAUCGUCAUGAGAAGCUAAUGGAACACAUCAAGUUAUUCUCCACUCGUCUCAAUGUUCCCAAGCUUAUACGAGCCUGUGAUGAGCAACAACACUGGCAAGAACUAACCUAUCUCUACAUCCAAUAUGAUGAGUUUGAUAAUGCUGCGACCACUGUGAUGAACCAUUCUCCUGAAGCGUGGGAGCACACGCGGUUCAAAGAGAUUGUUGCCAAGGUUGCAAAUGUUGAAGUUUACUACAAGGCUGUGCACUUUUACUUACAGGAGCAUCCGGAUAUGGUCAAUGAUCUUCUCAACGUGCUUGCUUUGCGGUUAGAUCAUACACGUGUUGUUGAUAUUAUGAGGAAGGCUGGUCAGUUGCGUCUUAUUAAGCCAUACAUGGUUGCAGUUCAGAGCAAUAACGUCACUGCUGUUAAUGAAGCUUUGAAUGAGAUGUACGUGGAGGAAGAAAACUAUGAUAGGUUGCGUGAGUCUAUUGAUUUACAUGACAGCUUUGACCAGAUAGGCCUCGCUCAGAAGAUAGAGAAACAUGAGCUAGUUGAAAUGAGACGUGUGGCUGCUUAUAUCUACAAGAAAGCUGGUAAAUGGAAGCAAUCAAUUGCAUUGUCAAAGAAAGAUAACUUGUACAAAGACUGUAUGGAAACUGCUUCACAAUCAGGGGACAAUGACUUAGCAGAACAGCUACUAGUUUACUUCAUUGAACAGGGGAAGAAGGAAUGUUUUGCUACAUGUCUCUUUGUAUGCUAUGAUUUAAUCAGACCAGACGUUGCUCUAGAACUUGCAUGGAACAACAAUAUAAUCGACUUCGCCUUCCCUUACCUUCUCCAGGUAAUGCGAGAGUACACAGGCAAAGUGGAUGAGAUAAUCAAGGACAAGCUGGAGGCACAAAAAGAGGUGAAUGCCAAAGAACAGAAAGACAAAGAAGUCAUGUCCCAACAGAACAUGUACGCACAACUGUUGCCACUAGCUUUACAGGCACAACCGAUGCAACUAGCUUUACCGCCACCACAACAAAUGGGAGGGAUGCCUCCCAUGCCACCAUUUGGAAUAGUGCCACAAAUGGGUGGCUAG
Messenger RNA from Eruca vesicaria subsp. sativa (arugula), 4614 nucleotides. The record is from the annotation of a GenBank genome assembly. Lineage: Eukaryota; Viridiplantae; Streptophyta; Magnoliopsida; Brassicales; Brassicaceae.